This is a messenger RNA of Oncorhynchus masou masou (cherry salmon), 2000 nucleotides long. It is a transcript of the gene chid1, whose product is annotated as chitinase domain containing 1. The transcript is spliced from 12 exons. Gene Ontology annotation, biological process: carbohydrate metabolic process. Gene Ontology annotation, molecular function: oligosaccharide binding; chitin binding. NCBI's taxonomy places the organism in Eukaryota, Metazoa, Chordata, Actinopteri, Salmoniformes, Salmonidae. The coding region runs from base 378 to 1502 and encodes 374 amino acids. Gene Ontology annotation, cellular component: endomembrane system. The record is from RefSeq and is a predicted model, not a curated record.
UCAUUCUCUAUGGUAUACACAGCCACAAGGACCUGCAACUUCAUGAGUAGGGUUGCGUGAGAUUACUAGUAUAUUCGUGAUUUCUCACUGGUUAUAAUUCAUAUCAAAACGUUGAAUUGGCUGUGGGCACCAUGCAUCAUUGGGUGUUCAGCUGACUUGACAACAUUAACAUCGUAACUCUAGCCAGGCAGGGUGCUUCUUGCCGGAACUCGCAAAUGCUUCCGACACAGUUUCCUGUAUCACACUUGCUAGAACUUGUAAUUAUCUGAGUGGGUAGCUAGAAAUCUUAUUUUUCUUCAGUUCGCGUUGAUGCAGCCAACUGCAGUGGCAGCAAUUGGUCCCAUUCCUGUCUAUGUUUAGCUUGAUUCAGAGGAGAGAUGAGAGUAGAAGCGACGUUAAUCAUUGUGCUUCACACCAUACUGUCUACCCUGUUGGUCAGCUAUGUUAGUGCUACGCUGUCCAAGACUGAUGCCAAGAAGAAGGACUCCAAAACACAGGAGCCAGAGACGUCCCAGGCAGAGCGGUCGGUGCUGGAGCGAGGUCUGGUUGUUACUGACCCUCAGUGGAAGGACAUCGUAAAGGAGGAGAGGAGAUACUGCCAACAGACUGGGACUCACCACACGUUCCAAGGGCCCGUACUGGGGUAUAUAACUCCUUGGAACUCACAUGGUUACGAUAUUGCCAAGGUGUUCGGUUCCAAGCUGACCUCCGUGUCGCCAGUGUGGCUUCAGCUGAGACGGAGAGGACCAGAGAGCUUCCAUAUCACUGGUCUACACGAUCAUGACCCAGGUUGGGUAAAAGCUGUGCGGAAGGCAAACAAACAAAUCAAAAUGAUUCCUCGUCUGUUAUUUGACGUCUGGUCGUACCAGGACUAUAUGAGUGUUCUGGGCAGUGAGGAUGAGAUCGAGGAGCUGGGGACUGAGAUGGUGGACGUAGCUAAGACAGAAGGCUUCGAUGGCUAUACGCUGGAGCUGUGGAGUCAGCUGGGAGGGAACAAGCGAGUGGAGCUGGUCCACAUGAUUACACACAUCUGUGAGGCUCUUAAGGAGAAGAAGCUGGACUGUGUACUGGUCAUUCCGCCAGCCGUCACACCAAGUUCAGGCCAGCCGGGCAUGUUCGGGAGGGAGCAGUUUGAGCAGUUAGCUCCCGUCGUGGACGGAUUCAGUCUAAUGACCUACGACUUCUCCUCUGGACGACCGGGCCCCAGCUCCCCCCUACCCUGGCUGAGAGAAUGUGUUCUAGAGUUGUCCCCCAACAACCAAUGGAGACACAAGAUACUGCUGGGACUCAACCUGUAUGGACUGGACUUCUCCACCUACGGAGCUGAACCACUGCUGGGGGGCAGAUUCAGCUACAAGAGGAGCAAUGGAGUCAAGCAUGUGGUCUAUUACCCAACUCUGAAGUCUCUCCAUCAGCGUAUCUCUUUAGCCACUGAGUUAGGUACAGGAAUCUCCAUGUGGGAACUGGGCCAAGGGCUGGACUAUUUCUAUGACCUGUUAUGAGCCAGAGUAAGAGACUGAGGUCUUUGUUAGCGCAUCGAUAAUCCAGUACCACAUGUGCAAAUGGUAUGUAGUUCAUGGUAAUAUUUGCUGAGCCACUGAGCACCAACCAAGCAUGAGGAUUCUAUUACUUUUAUUUUUUUUAUGAAUGAGUGACGUGUCUUAUCUCAGGAAGAUCAUUGGAGACGGAGGCCAAGUUGUAUGUGGAGAAACUUGAAGCUGCCAACAUGGCAGGAGCAGAGAAAAGUCAUCCAUCAAAGCAGUUCAACUGGGGGUUGGUGACAGGGUUAUUAUGGGAUAUGUCACACACAAGGUGUUCAUGUUUUUAAAUGGAAAUAUCCAGAUGAAAAACGGUAAGAUAGGAAGUAUUCUACUACCAUGUUUAAGGACUGGUUUCCCAGACAUAGAUUAAGCCUAAUGUAGUCCUAAAUCUGAUUCAGGUCUAAAUCAGACAUCAGGCUGCUGCCCACUGCAGGAAUGUUUCUGAUUCAGGUCUAAAUC